AGGUGACAGCGGGAAGGUCCGCGCCUUGGGAGGCAGCGGCGCCGCGAAACCUCGGUCCUCCUCCCGCCGCCCGCGCUCCCCUCUCCGGCCCGCACGAUGCUGGCGGCGCAGCGGCUUGUGCGGGGGGCGCUCUCCUCCAGGAGUCUGGCCCGGCUUACCUUCCAGGAGGUGGGGACAGCGACCCCCAAGAAAACAACAUAUGGGUCCUUGAAGGACGAGGACCGGAUCUUUACCAACCUGUACGGCCGCCAUGACUGGAGGCUAAAAGGGGCCCUGAGUCGGGGUGACUGGUAUAAGACCAAGGAGAUCCUGCUGAAGGGGCCCGACUGGAUCCUGGGCGAGAUCAAGACCUCGGGCCUGCGGGGCCGCGGGGGGGCCGGCUUCCCCACCGGCCUCAAGUGGAGCUUCAUGAACAAGCCGUCUGACGGCAGGCCAAAAUACCUGGUGGUGAAUGCGGACGAGGGGGAGCCGGGGACCUGCAAGGACCGCGAGAUCAUGCGGCACGACCCCCACAAGCUGGUGGAGGGCUGCCUGAUCGGGGGCCGGGCCAUGGGUGCCCGCGCCGCCUACAUCUACAUCCGGGGCGAGUUCUACAACGAGGCCUCCAACCUGCAGGUGGCCAUCCGGGAGGCCUACGAGGCCGGGCUGAUCGGCAAGAACGCCUGCGGGUCCGGCUACGACUUCGACGUGUUUGUGGUGCGCGGGGCCGGGGCCUACAUCUGCGGGGAGGAGACGGCGCUCAUCGAGUCCAUCGAGGGCAAGCAGGGCAAGCCCCGCCUCAAGCCGCCGUUCCCUGCGGACGUGGGCGUGUUCGGCUGCCCCACCACCGUGGCCAACGUGGAGACCGUGGCCGUGUCCCCCACCAUCUGCCGCCGCGGCGGGUCCUGGUUUGCCAGCUUUGGCCGGGAGCGGAACUCGGGCACGAAACUCUUUAACAUCUCGGGCCACGUCAACUACCCCUGCACCGUGGAGGAGGAGAUGUCGGUGCCGCUCAAGGAGCUGAUCGAGAAGCACGCGGGUGGUGUGACCGGAGGCUGGGACAACCUGCUGGCGGUGAUCCCCGGGGGCUCCUCUACCCCUCUCAUCCCCAAGUCUGUUUGCGAGACGGUCCUGAUGGACUUCGAUGGGCUGAUUCAAGCGCAGACGGGGCUGGGGACGGCCGCCGUCAUCGUCAUGAACCGAUCGACAGACAUCGUGAAAGCCAUCGCCCGCCUCAUCGAGUUCUACAAACACGAGAGCUGUGGCCAGUGCACGCCUUGUCGGGAGGGUGUGGACUGGAUGAACAAAGUGAUGUGGCGGUUCGUCAAGGGGGACGCCCGCGUGUCUGAGAUCGAUGCCCUCUGGGAGAUCAGCAAGCAGAUUGAGGGCCACACCAUCUGUGCCCUGGGCGAUGGGGCCGCCUGGCCUGUGCAGGGCCUGAUCCGCCACUUUCGCCCCGAGCUCGAGGACCGGAUGCACCGGUUUGCCAAGGGCUACUCGGCCCGCCAGGCGGCCUAGGCCGGAGCCCGCCACCCUCCUCCCCCUUCCCGUCCUGGUUUGUGUGAAUAAAGUCAGGGCUGCCCUCGGGCCGCUCCUGAGUCUCUAUUUA
Molecule: messenger RNA, 1588 nt
Organism: Antechinus flavipes (yellow-footed antechinus)
Lineage: Eukaryota; Metazoa; Chordata; Mammalia; Dasyuromorphia; Dasyuridae
Gene: NDUFV1
Product: NADH:ubiquinone oxidoreductase core subunit V1
Exons: 10
Coding region: 97-1497 (466 amino acids)
Biological process (GO): mitochondrial electron transport, NADH to ubiquinone
Molecular function (GO): NAD binding; 4 iron, 4 sulfur cluster binding; FMN binding
Source: RefSeq, a predicted model, not a curated record